ACCGGAAGUUCGUUUUCAGUCCCGCCCCCACUUCCCGCAACUGGGCUCCGCUACCUCCGAGCAGUAGCAAUGACUGCGCGCGGGACUCCGAGUCGCUUUCUGACCAGUGUUCUCCACAACGGGCUGGGUCGCUACGUGCAGCAGCUACAGCGUCUCAGUUUUAGCCUCAGCCGAGACGCGCCCUCGUCCCGCGGCGCCAGGGAGUUCGUGGAACGCGAAGUGACCGACUUCGCCCGACGGAACCCAGGGGUCGUAAUAUAUGUGAACUCGAAGCCGUGCUGCGUGCCCAGAGUAGUGGCUGAAUACCUUAACGGAGCUGUACGAGAGGAAAGCAUCCACUGCAAGUCGGUCGAAGAGAUCACGACUCUGGUGCAGAAGCUGGCAGACCAGUCGGGCUUGGACGUGAUCCGCAUCCGCAAGCCCUUCCACACCGACAAUCCUAGUAUACAGGGCCAGUGGCACCCCUUCACCAACAAACCGACAACCUUCCUGGGGCUGCGACCCAGGGAGCUCCAGGAUCCUGUCCCAGCCCAGGUGCAAGCGCAGUGAAGAAGAGUUGCCCUACCAACUCCAACCCUAGACCUGAGACUGUUGCCCUAGUAAAGUGGUUUUUUCUCUUUUUUUCCACAGUUAGGGGUCAGUGACCUUGUGAACUCUCUAAUUCUAAUCCAGUUGGCAUCCCCAAAACCUGAGAUGAUAGAACUUUGAAGUGUUGUACAGGGUCUUUGUUUUCUGAAAUUCAAAUUGAUUAUACUAAUCUCAAAACACAGGGGAUUCAGGGCUGGCUUCUGAAGAAUCCUUGAUGUCCUAUUGCCACAACCUUUGAGCUAUUCUCCAUUGUGACCAGACAUUGGGCAAGAAACCUCUUGUGUGAUUAUGUACAGAUUAGAAAACUGAGGUCAUUAAACUUAUCAUCAUACUUGA
Urocitellus parryii (Arctic ground squirrel) is the source of this 924-nucleotide messenger RNA. RefSeq names its product mitochondrial ribosomal protein L43 (gene Mrpl43). NCBI's taxonomy places the organism in Eukaryota, Metazoa, Chordata, Mammalia, Rodentia, Sciuridae. The record is from RefSeq and is a predicted model, not a curated record. Gene Ontology annotation, biological process: mitochondrial translation. Gene Ontology annotation, cellular component: mitochondrial large ribosomal subunit. Gene Ontology annotation, molecular function: structural constituent of ribosome.